AUGCCACUCCUCUCCCCAUUUUCACAAUUCUUCUCCUCUCUCCUCCGGCUGAAUUCCAAGUGGGGAAGCCGCAGGGCUCUCGAAAAUGAGGGAUCGGAGAACCCUCUAUCAAGUCGUUUGUUGGAUAUCUUUUUGCGUACAUGGGAUCUAGGUUUUACAGCGUUCGGAGGACCACCAGUACACUUCCAGAUUCUACAUAGCAGGUUCGUGGAGGGAAAGAGCGACAAGGAAAAAUGGGUAGAUGAACAGACUUAUCAAGAACUCUUUGCUAUUUGCCAGGGCCUUCCGGGUCCCGCUAGCACGAAGAUGAUUUUCUGCCUAGCACUAUUACAUGCAGGAUUUAUUCCUGCCAUGCUUGCAUUUUUUCUUUGGAGCCUUCCCGGAGCAAUUGGCAUGUAUGCCCUGUCACUUGGAGUGCAAAACAUGAGUGAAACCCUACCAAAACCUGUCUAUUCUUUACUUUCCGGCCUCAAUGCCGCCACAGUGGGUAUCGUUGCACUUGCAGCCGUGCAAUUGGCCGAAAAGGCUAUUCGGGAUAAAUUAUCGCGCAUCCUUGUGAUUUUUGGCGCAUGUGCUGGUCUCUGCUACAAUGCACUCUGGUAUUUUCCCGUGCUGAUGAUGAUUGGUGGCUUCCUCACCAGCGUCUGGGAUGGAUGGUUAUAUCAGCAAAUUCUGAGAGCAAAGAUCGGGUGGAAAAAUAGACAUCAUCGCCCAGAACAGGACGUGACAGAUGGGGACCCUAUAGCCAUGGAUGAUAUGACUUUGGAAGAGAAUAGAGUGCAGAGGAGUGAGGUGACGCGACUACGAAGAACUGAUCCUAGAAUCGGAGGACUACAACAAAGUACAGUUGAUACCACAAGACCAACGCAGUCCACGGAAGCUGCUUCACAACAGCACAUUAUUCGGAUUCGGGUCGGAGCCUUGGUCAUGGUUGUCUUUUUUGCUUCGUUCAUCGGAAUUCUUGUUGCCAGAGCCCAGCUCACUACACCCCCACUGGUCCUCGACCUCUUUGCCAAUAUGUACCUAGCUGGUACUGUUAUCUUUGGCGGGGGGCCUGUUGUCAUUCCCCUUUUACGCUCCUAUGUCGUCGAUCCUGGCUGGGUCUCAAGUAGAGACUUCCUGAUUGGCCUUGCCAUCAUCCAAGCUUUUCCCGGUCCUAACUUCAACUUCGCCGUCUUCUUGGGGGCGCUAGCACUACAGCACUCGCGCUUUCCGACAGUCUUGGGUGCGUUUCUUGGUGGUUUGGGAAUCUUCCUUCCGGGAAUCACGUUGGCCGUUGCAAUCCAAAGCUUCUGGCGCGUAUUGCGUAACAGGAAAUAUGUUGUCGAUUUUCUUAGAGGAGUGAAUGCCACUGCGGUUGGUCUAGUAUUUACAGCGGUAUACCGGCUCUGGGAGAUUGGAUACCUGACUCAUGAAAGAAGUGAUGGACAGAGUCUGGGGAAAGAACCAUGGUGGGUGGUUGUUGCGACGGUGACAUAUGCAGGGACUGCAUGGUUCCAUGUGCCCCCGCCUGUGGCGAUUGUAAUGGGUGCCAUUUUAGGGUUAUGCCGAUCCAUGGCCGCUUCUAGCUCAACAGCUCUAGUCAGCUGGCAGUUAGAGGACAACAGCCGCUCCACAUUUGCUCUGGUGUGGUCUUGUUUGUCAACGAUAUUUGCCUGUACCUGGACAGUCUUACACCCCAGUCUCCCUCGACGAAACUCACCCACCGUGAGAACAAUCAUUUCGAAUUUCGCAUAUUGGCUCCUCGCUAUCUUUUUCCCAGAAUAUGUGUUUGUAAACGCUUCACAAAUGCGUUAUCGAGCCAUGUUAUUGAAGAAUGUGUGCACUGAAGCGCAGAAAACCCGGUAUCUUGAAUCAGUAGACCCGGAGUCCUGGUUAUCUAAACGGGCCAAGCCACUAGAUCAAGUGCAAAACCAAGACUCUGCUGGCCCUCAUCCAUCCCACACUGAGUGGACACUUCGAAAAUGUUUCUGCAUCAUUGCUGGCGGACUUGCCUUGCAGACUCAGGAUGGAUGGAUUUACGUCCUCCGACGAAGUGAUAUGAAACCCUUCAUUGAGGCCGGUGUAGUCGAAGACACAGACUUUCACGAUCGUGAGGUUGAAGAUCAUGCGAAAGCAGAUUCUUUAGGGAAAACGUUCACUGUCCUACAAACUAGCUGGUUUCUUUUCAACAUAAUAGCAAGAUGGGCAACUUCUCUGCCAGUUGCACCAAUCGAACUAGCGACAGUCGCUUAUAUACCUUGUGCUGUACUCAUGUAUGCCAUGUGGUGGUAUAAUCCUAAGGAUAUGACCACACCAAUCACGAUCUAUGUGAGAUGCGACCGUAAUAAUUUACCCACUCAUCUGCUUGAUCAAACGGCCACAAAUCCCCAUGGAUGGGUUCACCGUCAUGCGCAAGUAAAGAAACAGACCGCGUUGUCUGUUUUUUCGCAGGCUGUUGAGUGGUUUUUUGACGCAGCCACGGGUCCUGUUGAUACAGCAGGCGAGCUUCCCUAUGAUGAUUUCCAUAAGCCAUCUCAUGGAUGCAUUAUAACCGCUGUCAAUACCUUUGUUGCUUUCCUUUACUGUGGUAUUCAUAUCGCCGGGUAA
This is a messenger RNA of Penicillium crustosum, 2589 nucleotides long. Its product is annotated as chromate transporter. The record is from RefSeq and is a predicted model, not a curated record. NCBI's taxonomy places the organism in Eukaryota, Fungi, Ascomycota, Eurotiomycetes, Eurotiales, Aspergillaceae. The transcript has 5 exons. Gene Ontology annotation, molecular function: chromate transmembrane transporter activity. Bases 1 to 2589 code for a protein of 862 amino acids. Gene Ontology annotation, biological process: chromate transport.